AUGGGUUACGGCGGCAACAUAGUGCUGAGCUGCAAUGAGGGGCUCAUGACGGCAGACACCUCCGGAUGCCUGGCCUUCUGCGCUUCGGGCGGCUCGGUGGCCGCGAGCUUCGGGGGCGCCAGCCACGCGGUGAGCCUCAGCGCGGACAUCGUCUCCGGCAGCACGGGGACCGAGAACUGUGGCGAUGCGGACAGCGGCUUCGAGGGUGUCUUGACUUUCUCCUGCACCAACGGAGUCACGAGCCUCGACAGCCACACCUGCACCGAGAGGGCAUGCGCAACGGACCUCUCCUAUUCGCUGGUCCUUGGCUCCAAGACGUCCACAGAGACCAUCACCAGCCAGGUGGCACAUGCGGGCACAUUUACAGUGACCUGUGCUACGGUGGAUACAGACUACGACAACGACAUCACAGUGACCUGCCUCAAGGGCGCGCUGAGUGCCGACUACUCGGCGUGCAAACCUGCCUGCCUCACCACCAACUCCGCGAUCCUGCCGCUGGGCUCCAACAAUGUGGACGUCUUCCCCACUGCACGCAUGGCGGAUGGGGAGUCCUUCACCAAGCAAUGCAGUGACUUUGGUGGUCAACAUGGGGGCACUGUGGAGGCGAGGGUAUGGGCGUUGUGGCUGUGGCUUCCAGCUGCCUGGUGGGCUGCGCCGCUGAUGAUGCCUACCAGGUGGACCUCUCCUUUGGAAUCUUCACCGGACGCGUCGCAGCGGACCUUCUGGACACUGUGA
Molecule: messenger RNA, 735 nt
Organism: Effrenium voratum
Lineage: Eukaryota; Dinophyceae; Suessiales; Symbiodiniaceae
Source: the annotation of a GenBank genome assembly